UCCGGGCAGGCGGAGCAGCGGACGUGCAGGGCGGAGGCGCAGUCUGCACCAUGGCGUACCCCGGGCACCCUGGCGCCGGCGGCGGGUACUACCCAGGCGGGUAUGGAGGGGCUCCUGGAGGGCCUGCGUUCCCCGGACAAACUCAGGAUCCGCUCUACGGUUACUUCGCUGCUGUGGCUGGACAGGAUGGGCAAAUUGAUGCUGACGAGCUACAGAGAUGUCUAACACAGUCUGGCAUUGCUGGAGGAUACAAACCUUUUAAUCUGGAGACUUGUCGCCUUAUGGUUUCAAUGUUGGACAGAGAUAUGUCUGGCACCAUGGGAUUCAAUGAAUUUAAAGAGCUCUGGGCUGUGCUGAAUGGCUGGAGACAGCACUUCAUCAGUUUUGACAGCGAUAGGAGUGGAACAGUGGAUCCCCAGGAACUCCAGAAGGCCUUGACCACAAUGGGAUUCAGGUUGAACCCCCAAACUGUGAACUCAAUUGCGAAGCGCUACAGCACCAGUGGGAAGAUCACCUUUGAUGACUACAUCGCCUGCUGCGUCAAGCUGAGAGCUCUCACAGAUAGCUUUCGAAGACGGGAUUCUGCUCAACAAGGAAUGGUGAAUUUUUCAUACGAUGAUUUCAUUCAGUGUGUCAUGACUGUCUAAGUCACGAGGAGGCUGUCUGAAUACACUCAACAUUCCAGCUGGAGCCCGCCCUUGCUUCCUCCCGGCCUACAGUGCUGUGUGCAGAUCUCCACCGACACUCCUGACAACCGUUGAAUGGGAUUAUGGCUUUAUAUAUGACCGAAGCUUCAUUUGUAAUUUUGAUAAUAAAUUCUUGAAGUUCAA
Messenger RNA from Peromyscus eremicus (cactus mouse), 830 nucleotides. RefSeq names its product sorcin (gene Sri). NCBI's taxonomy places the organism in Eukaryota, Metazoa, Chordata, Mammalia, Rodentia, Cricetidae. The record is from RefSeq and is a predicted model, not a curated record. The transcript is spliced from 8 exons. Gene Ontology annotation, molecular function: calcium ion binding. Bases 51 to 647 code for a protein of 198 amino acids.